This is a messenger RNA of Armigeres subalbatus, 3591 nucleotides long. RefSeq names its product golgin subfamily A member 2. The record is from RefSeq and is a predicted model, not a curated record. Lineage: Eukaryota; Metazoa; Arthropoda; Insecta; Diptera; Culicidae. Bases 44 to 2971 code for a protein of 975 amino acids. Gene Ontology annotation, cellular component: Golgi cis cisterna; cis-Golgi network; Golgi apparatus. Gene Ontology annotation, biological process: Golgi organization. The transcript is spliced from 4 exons.
UGCUAUCAUCAUUUCAGUUUGUUUAUGCGAUGAUCACAAAUAAAUGCGCAAUCAAUCUGUCAAAUUUAACGCUGAAAAAAAAACAAUCAUGGCAGACAAGAAAGAAAAAAUUGCUGCAGCUCGUAAAAAGCUGAAGCAAUAUCAAUCCAAGCAAAAACACGACGGUCCUGGUAAAAGUGAAAAUGAAUCUGCUAGAGAAACUCCUAUCCCGGUGCCUAAUAACAACAACACAGGUGAACCAUACUCGCCGCCAUCCCCUGCCGCAGCCACUGACGGUGACAUCCAGAAUCAAAAUCAUUUGCCAAUGAAAUCGCUUCAGUUGCCUAGCGCUGGUACUUCUUCGGUGCAGCCUUCGUCCUACAGUGUAUCGAAUUACUUCAGCAACAACGCCGGUCACACCGUACCGGAUUUCCUUUCGAUGGAACCACAGGUAGCCCAACCGGAACCGGCGGCACCCAUGGAAGUGAGCGUUCAUAGCAUAAACCGGAUAUCGGAAGAAAUAGGCCAAUUGAUUGCCAAUGCUAGUGCAGAUCUGGGGCCACAGAAUACGAUACUGGAGUUAGAGUCAGAGAAGGCGGAACUGUCAAGGGUAAUGAAUGCUCAAAAGUUGGAGAACGACGAGCUACGGCUAAGACUUAGAAAUAACCAAUCUCUAGUUGAUGAAUUGCAAAAUGAAAUCGAAAAGUUAAAGCUGGAGAAUAGCACUAAAGUAACAAGCGAGUUGGGGCCUAUUCAGGAGCAGUUGCAGAUGCAGAUUCAAGCGGUUGGAGUGUUGGUCGGCGAGAAGGCGGAACUUACGGCGACCGUGAGCAAGUAUCAAAGUUUGAUGAAGGAGAAGUCAACAGAAAAUGAUGAGCUUCAAAAUCGAUUGAAGGCAUCCAGGGCAACGGUGCAGAAGUUGGAGAAAGAGCUAAAUGAGGUAAAGCAGUCUGGGUCAAGGUUCGAAGAACUGGAACGAACUAUAGGAGCACAGCUGAACGAGUACCAACAGGAGGCAAACAAAUUCAAAAAGUUAUACGGGGAUCUUCAAGAGGACCUAAGUGAGUUAAAGCAGAAGCUACUAAUACGCAAUGAAGAAUUCCAAUUGGUGCAGAAAGAACUCGAACAAACGAGAUCGGAUUUGAGUUUGUCAAAGUUGCGAGUUGAGCAACUUUCCUCGGAUGAUGAUCAGGAUUUCAACGCUAAAAUUGAAUCACUUAGUCAGCAGAAUCUAAUCAAAUCACAACAGAUCAAAGAUCUGCAGAACAUUAUCAAUCAAAUUGGUAACGAGCGGGACCAAAGCAAUCAGCAGUAUCAGAACUAUGUGCUUCAUCUGAAUCGUGAAGUGGCCAAUUUGGCCGACAAAAUCCAGGAGCUGACCGAGGAGAACAAUCGGCUUUCUUCGCGUGAGGACAACUUGGUGCGGCAUGUUAGUGAGCUGGAGAAACAGAUUCAGCUGCAGUUAACGAAACAGAAGACAUAUGCGGCGCAGCAAAACGAUAACGGCGAGACCGAAGAAGAGCGAUCUGCCCUGGAAGCGGAAGUUAAACUUUUGAGGGACAAAAUUUCCACGAUAGAAAUUGAACGAGCGGAAAACACGAUGCAGAAUAAUGCAGUUGACCAUCUCAAGCAAACGUACGAGGAAAAACUAAUUCACAGCGAGGAGAGAAUAGCUGAGCUACAGUUGGCAUUGGAACGUUUACAGCUCGAUAAACCAGAUGUGGCAAAAUUGAUGGCAGAAAUAGAAAGUGGAAAAGUUGGCGCAUCGAGAGCAGUAGCCCAGAAUAUGGAACUGAAGGGACAACUGGAAGAGAUGCAGAAGGCAUUUGUGCAAAUUAGCAAUGACAAAUUGGAGCUCACGGACAAGCUACAAACUGAACUUCACUUGGGAAAAGAAAUGAAAUCUACUUACGGUGUGUUAGAAGCAGAGCUGAAUUCUGUUCGUGAGAAACUUCACUAUAAGGAUGAAGAAAUGAUUCGGCUUGCACACGAAACAACAGAGUUGAACAAGCAGAUAUUGCAGCAGAAUCAGGAGAUCGAUCGAUUGCGAUAUUAUGAGUCUCGAGCAAACGAUUCCACUACGCUGCAGACCGAACUGCAGCGUGCUCAACAGCAGUUGCAACAGAUCCAGCAGAACCAUCACGAAGAAACAACAAGGAAUGACGAAACUAACGACCAUCACCACAGUCAUCACAAAUGCAAUAGUCACGACGAUCAACGUCAUCAUAAUGAUGAGCACCAUCUACAAAGAGAAAUUGAAACGUUGAAGCAGGAGAAAGACGAACUGGUUAACGUCAUUAACAGUCUACAGAGUAGAUAUAAACAGAACGCAGCUCACGACAGCACUAGCGAAAAUCACGUCGAUAAGCAAGAUCUCAUAAGCGACAGUGUUUCCACAGUGAGUAUUCCCACACACGAAGCCAUGGAGAAGCUUCAAGAACGGUUCAAACGAACAAUGCUUGAGGUUGCAGAGCUAUCCGACGAGAAACAACGGCUAGAACAUUUGGUUAUGCAACUGCAGAGCGAAACCGAAACAAUCGGCGAGUACAUCACGCUCUACCAACAGCAGCGGCGGAUAUUGAAGCAGAAAGAUAUGGAGCGAGAUCUCCAGCUGGAACAGUUGGCUCACGAUCGUGAAAUGAUGAAACUGAAGCUCAAAGAGCUCAACUAUCUCGUGCACCAGCUUGUGAUAGAAAAGGGUGGAUCCAUUAUGCGGCCAUCGCCUAGCCCAACACUAACCGCGGAUCCGUUGCGACACCUGCCACCAGUCGUGGAUCUGCCGUCGACGCCUGGUGCAAAGUUGGUGGACUAUUCGCCGGUGCCGAGCGAAAAUGGGGAAACUGAUGAUGCUGUGGUCAAGGUGCACAUCAAACCGACGGAAACCGCCGGGCGGAUUUUAUCGCUGCUGAGUGAUAUUAAGGAAGCGAACAUCCCCUAUGGAAACGGCGUGCAGCACUGUUCGUGCUGCUCAGGCCGGCUUGAAACGGUCUAGGAGGAAUUACGAAGACUACUAUUACCAAACUAAAGCCUGUUAUUAUUUGCUACUUUGAAUCUGACUGUAGUAUGGUCUAGUAACGUAAAUAAUAUAUUUUGGACAAACCUGAAGUCUAUAACAUUUUAUAGGAAGCAUGAUCAUUACAUACAUUUGACUCAACUCUAGGAGUUCCUUAUGAAAAUGCCGUUUUCAAUGAUAUCGAUAGGAUUAUGAAAGUAUGUCAGUUACACAAAUAAAUAUAAUUAACUGAAUGUGAUCUAUGUAUUAAUAGUGUGAUUCAUUGACUUUUUAUUGAAAUUUUCAAGUGACUAACUAGCCAACAUAUAUACCUACAUUUUGGAUAUCCAAACUAAACAUUUUGAUUCUAAAAUUGUACAUGUUACGAUUUUAUCUCUGCAUUCAAUGAUUCAUAGGAGAGCCAUUGCCAAUAAUAUGUAAUAUUUUUCAGUUAUUUUUUGAUAGAUUGUCUCAUACCUGUCCAAAAUAUAUUGUUUACCCUAAUGUGUCAGAUUAUAUUUUAAACAGGCAGACGAGUGCUUUACAGUGCAACUGUGGUUAAUAUUUAAAUUUAAGUGAUAAUAUAGUAAACUUUUUUAUUUCACUUGCAUCAAACAAAA